AAAAUCAAAAUUCAAUUUAAUUAUUCGUAGCUGGUAAAAUAUGCUUCGCCGUCACCGCUGCUGACCGUUGGCAUAGAGGCCAGAAUCGUAAUGACCGAAAACAUCGAAAUGGUCUACGAGUACGUCAUAAUAACUUCAUAAUUCGAGUGUCGUGUCAUUCGUAGUAAAAAGUCUGAUAGAUCGUUUAUUUAUUUUAUUAUUUUUUUGAGUUCAAUGUCUGGAAACAGCCUCGUAGUCAGAAUAAGUAUUCUAUGUUAAAUAAAAAAAAAAAACAGUAAAAUACCAAACAUUCCACGUCUGUGUGCGGCCAAGCAAUGAUUUUUAUGGUUUUAGUCAUUGCUAUUGCUGCCGUUCUGCAGAUAGCACUUAUUUCAGUUUUCAUUGGUGCUGGAGUCUAUUACUUGGCUGAAUUUGUUGAAGAACAUACUGCAUUAACAAAAAAAGUUAUAAAAUGGACAAUUCAUGUUGUGAUAAUAUGUCAUAUAGGAUUGUAUUUAUUUGACAAUAUACCGUUAUCACUAAUUGCUUUGGGUGUUUUGAGUCAUUUAAUAUACUACUUUUUGCUCACUGACUUUCCAAACUUCAACUUAACAUCGCUGUCAUUUAUUUCGUCAAUUAUUCUGUUACUUGGAAAUCAUGUGUUAGCCUUCAAAUAUUUCCGACAACGUUACACAACAUUAUCAGAAGUUUUUUCAUACUUCACAGUGUGUUUAUGGAUGGUACCCUUUAUGUUUAUAUUAUCAUUAUCAGCCAAUGAUAAUACUUUACCUACCACUAAUGUGGAUGACAAUGUAGUAUCACAUUAUUUUACCAACCGUAAACGAAGUUAUAAAAUAAAAAAUCUUUUUACUUAUCUUGGUGAUGUAACUAGUAAAAAUAAUCAUCUGAAGUAAUGAUUCAUACAAAUUGGAGAACAUAAGAAAUGGUAUUUAUAAUUUCAAUAUAAUAUAUAUAAGUAUAGAAUUAUUUGUACAUUUAUGUGUUUAAUUAUUUGUAAGAAUAUUAAUUACCAUUGUUAUCUAUUUAUUUUAAUAAAAGAAAAAAGACUGUUGAACUUACAGUUGUUUGAUAUCAGUUUAUAAA
This is a messenger RNA of Aphis gossypii (cotton aphid), 1083 nucleotides long. RefSeq names its product protein TEX261. The record is from RefSeq and is a predicted model, not a curated record. Gene Ontology annotation, cellular component: endoplasmic reticulum membrane; Golgi membrane; COPII-coated ER to Golgi transport vesicle. Bases 315 to 893 code for a protein of 192 amino acids. Lineage: Eukaryota; Metazoa; Arthropoda; Insecta; Hemiptera; Aphididae. Gene Ontology annotation, molecular function: COPII receptor activity. Gene Ontology annotation, biological process: endoplasmic reticulum to Golgi vesicle-mediated transport. The transcript has 5 exons.